ACAUAAUGGUUUCAUGUAAACUAUUUUAUUUUAAGAAUAUUCUCCCAUAUACUACGGUUUUCACGAAGCCAUCAAGCUGUUAAUUCUAACUUAUUCCAAGAUUACAUCAUUUGAUGACUCUCAGACACACACAAAAUAGAAAGAAUAACCUGAGAUAAAUAAUAGGAAAACAGCAUAAUGCCAAAAACUCCUUUUUGUUCUUUUAUCAAAAUUGAUGAAAACAAGGUAUUCCACCAUGCAUAUAUCCUUGAAACUUUCACAACCAGCUGUUGCUUGCACAUACAAACUUCACCAUGUUAGGUCCAUUAGUGUCCUACAAAUAUUCCACACAACUUACUCUACAAAAACAGGAAAAAAAAUCAUUGUUUUUCUUCUCUUUUGGUUCCGUAGUACAAAAAUGGAAGAAAAUACUUAUGAGACGGAAAGCGCCUCAACUCGAAGGCCAAGAUCAAUGGAAGAUGAAGAGGACAUAUCUAAACAAGAUGUACAUAAAGUAGGGAUGAAGCUCCAGAGGGAUGAUCAUGAGGAGGAUUAUAGAGGAUCAUAUGGAGGAGAUGAUCAAGAGAUGAAACCAACAAAAACUGAAGUUUUGGGAUGGCAUUUGUAUGGGAUGUGCUCCUACUUCAUUCACACUGUGUUAAUUCCAAUUGUUUUUCCCCUCAUAAUCAGCCAGACUUUGUCUUGGCCACAGCAACCUCAGCUUGGCAUUGUGAAGAAUGCCAAGGGAUUGGAGUGCAGACAAAGGGAGUUAGAACUGUAUGAAAUGUUAACAAAACACAGAAUAAAUCUCUCUGGUAUUGAGUAUUCAGCAUUGGAGUGGACCUCAAUGUCUUGGAUGAUUGGCCUAAUUCUAGCAGCACCAGUUCUUGGAUUUCUUUCCAUCCACCUAGACUAUGGCAGAAACCAACAGCUCAUUGCAGCUGCAUCAACAGCCAUAGGAGCAUUGUUCUGUCUUCCAGCUGGAUUUUUCAAGACCAGAUGGAUCUUUCCACCAUAUAUCGCUGCUAUUGUUGCUGCCAACACCAUUGCUUCUUCCUGUCAUGCCCGCCACCUUGGCCUAAUGGUCCGAGGCCUUGUUGGUUCACCUGUCCGGAAAAGCCAAUUCCCGGAUAGAAGAGCUGUGGCUAGUUGGCUUUCCCUUCAUUCCACUACUGCUGGCUGCUUAGGUGCUGCUAUUAUGUCUGCUUUUACCUACCAUAUGCUCAGGAAAUCUGAUAGCUUUACUAGCUUGUGGGUUGUGUCUAUCUUUAGUGGCCUAAUUUGGUUUAUUGGAAUGGUUCACAUUGCUACCUCAAAUCGACCUGGUCAAAAUGCAGACUUGCACCCAAAUUCUGCUCCGAAAACUCAUGUCGUUUCGAUUUUCAAGUACCCUCAUGCAACUGGAAGUCUUGCUGGAGUUUUCCUUUCAUCUUUCACAACAAUGUGCAUUUUCACAGCAGGGGUACUUUAUUCGAUUGGAGACCUUUGCAUUCAACCAGUGAACAUAUUGUACCUUUGGCUUACCUAUUUUAUCUUCCCAUUGGUUUCUCUUCCACUGAUUCAUCCACUGCAGCAACUUAUAAGAGCUGAUGCAGUGAAAAUGCAGCUUCUUGGAUUCAUACUAUCAGCAAUUGUCUCAGGAUUCGGAUUCUACUAUCGCCACGAUGAUUGGAAUAAAGUUCACAUAUUCAUCUUUGCUGCAGUUCAAACUACUGCCACAGGUGUGUUGCAUGCAUUUGGUAGAGUUCUUUGGUUGGAUUGCUCACCAUCUGGUAAAGAAGGUGCAUUUUCUGUUUGGUUCUCUUGGGUGAGAGCUUUAGGGACUUGUGCUGGUUUUGCACUUGCAUCAAGUUCACCUCUAAACAUUGAAAUGUCAUUUGGAGUUGCAUUUUGUGCUGCAAUUCUUGGAAAAAUCAUUCUUAUAUUUGGGAAUAUCAGUAACAUUGGAGGUGCGAAAGCUGCAGGACAUGUUAAAGAGUAUAGUGAGAAAGGUUCACCAGUGCCUGCUGGCUUGGAUGGUGGUGUUGAAAUCAAGGUGCCUGUGUCGACAGAAGUUCAAAAAGAAGUAAAAGUUCAAAUCUAGUGAUGUAUUUAAAUGCUACUAAUAAUUUUUUGUGCUUUUCCAUUUUUUGUCUUUUGUCUUUGGUUGCUUCAAAAGAAUAUUUUUACUUACAUUACCUGCAUGAACAAAGUGUAUGUAAAAUCUACCUAAUGCUAUAUGUAUCAUGGAUUUUAUCUGAGAA
Molecule: messenger RNA, 2222 nt
Organism: Lycium ferocissimum
Lineage: Eukaryota; Viridiplantae; Streptophyta; Magnoliopsida; Solanales; Solanaceae
Exons: 2
Coding region: 215-2062 (615 amino acids)
Source: RefSeq, a predicted model, not a curated record